This is a messenger RNA of Oryzias latipes (Japanese medaka), 2926 nucleotides long. It is a transcript of the gene pnpt1, whose product is annotated as polyribonucleotide nucleotidyltransferase 1. Gene Ontology annotation, molecular function: RNA binding; 3'-5'-RNA exonuclease activity; polyribonucleotide nucleotidyltransferase activity. The record is from RefSeq and is a predicted model, not a curated record. Gene Ontology annotation, biological process: mitochondrial mRNA catabolic process; mitochondrial RNA 3'-end processing. Gene Ontology annotation, cellular component: mitochondrion; cytosol. NCBI's taxonomy places the organism in Eukaryota, Metazoa, Chordata, Actinopteri, Beloniformes, Adrianichthyidae.
GAAGUCGCAUCUUUCUGACGUCAUCUCGUACAUGUGACAAACCAUCAUGGAUGCCCUCUGACAGCUUUGGAAACUGUAAUGUCCUCGCUGUCCACAGAAGCUUCUCUCUCUGUUUGUGUCGUGAAUAUUUCAAAAUGAGGUAUUUGCUUUGUUUGGGCCGCUCCUUUUCCUGUCGCCAUGUCCGCUUUUGUCAUCAGAGUGUCUACAACAGACACUCGAGCCCACGAAGGAUCGGAGUGGAUCUUGGAGAGAAGAAACUGGAAAUCUCGUCAGGGAAAUUUGCUAGAUUUGCUGAUGGAUCCGCUGUAGCACAGCUGGGAGAAACCUCUGUGAUGGUGACCGCUGUGAGCAAGACCAAACCCACUUCUUCUCAAUUCAUGCCUCUUGUGGUGGAUUAUAGACAGAAAGCAGCUGCUGCAGGUCGCAUCCCCACUAAUUAUUUGAGGCGAGAGCUUGGUACCACUGACAAUGAAAUCCUCACCAGCAGACUAAUAGAUCGGUCCAUUCGACCACUUUUCCCACCUGGUUACUUUUACGACACUCAGGUUCUUUGUAACUUGCUUGCUGUUGAUGGUGUCAAUGAUCCAGAUGUGCUAGCUAUUAAUGCAGCCUCUGCAGCUCUGGCCCUGUCUGACAUCCCCUGGCAUGGACCCAUAGGUGCUGUGCGGGUUGGCAUCGUUAAUGGAGAAGUGCUCAUCAACCCCACUAGAGCAGAAAUGGCUUCCAGCACGUUAAACUUAAUCAUCGCUGGAGCUCCAAGCAGCCAAGUGGUGAUGAUUGAGGCGUCUGCUGAGAACGUGCUGCAGCAGGACUUCUGCCACGCGGUGAAGGUGGGAGUCAAACACACCCAGCUCAUCAUUCACGCCAUCCAGCAGCUGGCAAGAGAGCAGAAGGUCACCAAGCGCACGCCCAUCAAAAUGUUCUUCCCCCCAGCAGAGAUGGUGGAACGUGUUCAGAAGUUAGCCUCUGAAAAGAUCUAUGCUGUUUUCACUGAUUAUAGUCAUGAUAAGAUUUCAAGAGAUGAAGCCAUAAACAAAAUACGAUUGGAAACUGAAGAAGAUCUCAAAGAUGCGUUUCCUCAGGCGGAGCCCUUUGACGUCAUUGAAUCUUUUAACAUCGUGAGCAAAGAAAUCUUCCGUAAUUUGGUGCUGAAUGAGUACAGGAGAUGUGACGGGAGGGAACUGACCGCUUUAAGAACCAUCUCGUGUGAGGUUGAUCUGUUUAGGCCUCUGCAUGGCUCAGCUCUGUUUCAGAGAGGACAAACACAGGUGUUGUGCAGCGUCACCUUUGACUCCCUGGAGUCCAGCAUCAAAACAGAUAUUAUCACAACAGCUUUGAGUGGUGUCAAAGACAAAAACUUCAUGCUUCAUUAUGAAUUUCCUCCGUAUGCAACUAAUGAGAUCGGCAAAAUGGGAGGCCUGAACAGGAGAGAGCUUGGACACGGAGCUCUGGCUGAGAAGGCGCUGAGACCAGUCAUUCCCAAAGACUUCCCUUUCACUAUCCGAGUCACAUCUGAGGUGUUGGAGUCAAAUGGUUCAUCAUCAAUGGCCUCAGCCUGUGGAGGAAGCCUUGCCCUUAUGGAUGCAGGUGUUCCCAUCUCUUCCGCUGUGGCAGGUGUGGCCAUCGGCCUUAUUUCCAAAGCAAACCCACAGAAAUCUGCUGAGAUUGAGGACUACAGAAUACUGACGGAUAUUCUGGGAAUAGAGGAUUACCUUGGAGACAUGGACUUUAAAAUGGCAGGAACAAGCAAGGGGAUCACUGCUUUACAGGCUGAUGUGAAGAUUCCAGGUUUACCUUUGAAGGUGGUUAUGGAGGCAAUCCAGCAAGCAACGGUGGCCAAAAGGGAAAUCCUUGGAAUCAUGAACAAAUGCAUUGCAAAACCAAGAGAGAGCAGGAAAGAGAACGGACCAGUCGUUGAAAAUGUGCGGGUGCCUGCAUCUCGAAGAGCGCGCUUUGUCGGCCCAGGAGGAUAUAACCUACGCAAACUGCAAGCUCAGACAGGUGUCACUAUAAGUCAGGUGGAUGAAGAAACGUUCUCUGUGUUUGCUCCAACUCCUGGAGCUAUGAAUGAAGCCCAGGAGUUCAUUAGCGAUAUCUGCAAAGACGAUCAGGAGCAGCAGUUGGAGUUUGGUGCCGUCUACACUGCCACCAUCACAGAAAUAAGGGACAUUGGUGUGAUGGUUAAACUAUAUCCAAACAUGACGCCUGUCUUGCUGCACAACUCCCAGCUGGACCACAAACGGAUCAAGCAUCCAAGUGCUUUGGGUUUGGAUGUAGGACAGGAGAUACAGGUGAAGUAUUUUGGACGAGAUCCAACAGACGGCAGAAUGAGGCUUUCACGAAAGGUGUUGCAGUCUCCUGCCGCCACUGUCGUCAAGACGCUAAGUGAGAAACAGAGCAUUUCCAUGGGUUCAAACAUCAGCGAAAGAUCCGACUUGUGACAGAAUGGCACAGCGCAGAGUUUCCUGACUAAUCCACCAACUACAAUUCGAAAGGAAUAUUACUUUUGAAGUAGUAAUCCCAAGAAAGAUGCAACAGAUGUCGUAAACAUGGCACUAUUGGACAAAUGAGGCAUCUGGCUGACAAGAACAGAAUUGUGUUUUGUUUUUUUUGUGUUUUUUUUUAGGUUUGUCCUUGUUAUGUCAUGUAUCAGCAACAAUGCUUCUUGUACUUCCACAAAUAUUUGUGCCUUAUGUGGUGGUAUGAUUACAAGUUUGCAAAAGUCUAGUACUUGCUAUUGUUUAGGAUUUUUACAUUUCAUAUCUAUUGUCCUCUAAUAUACUGGUAUAGAAACAAAAACAAAGUGGGAGAACUUCACAGCAUAUGUACUUGUUUUUUUUUAUUUAUAGUCUAUGUAAAUACACAAAUACAUGGCAUUUCUUAAUCAUUUUGGAAAUAAAUAAAACGUUUUUUUUCUAUAAUCUAA